This is a messenger RNA of Ipomoea triloba (trilobed morning glory), 1336 nucleotides long. Its product is annotated as GDSL esterase/lipase At4g01130-like. The transcript is spliced from 5 exons. The coding region runs from base 81 to 1259 and encodes 392 amino acids. The record is from RefSeq and is a predicted model, not a curated record. Gene Ontology annotation, molecular function: hydrolase activity, acting on ester bonds. NCBI's taxonomy places the organism in Eukaryota, Viridiplantae, Streptophyta, Magnoliopsida, Solanales, Convolvulaceae.
GAGCACAUGGCAAACUGCACACUGCAUCUAUCUUGAUGACUUGAUCCAGCUGAGUUGACACAACAGAUACAGCCACAGACAUGACAGUGGCGAUGAGUAAUACUACGUGGGGAUUCCAUGUGUUUUUGGCAGUAGUUCUGACGGCAAUGGUGGUCGUUCCUAGAUGUAAAGCCACGUGUUCUUUUCCGGCCAUCUUUAAUUUCGGCGAUUCCAACACCGACACCGGAGGUUUCUUCGCGGCUUUCCCGCCUCUGGUGCCUCCCUAUGGCAUCACCUACUUCAACAAACCUGUGGGACGGACAACCGACGGCAGAGUCAUUGUUGAUUUUCUUGCACAAGGUUUAGGAUUGCCAUUCCUGAGCCCAUACUUGAAGUCAAUUGGAUCAGAUUACAGACAUGGCGCCAACUUUGCAACAGUGUCUUCAACUGUCAUGCUGCCCCAUAGUUUCCCGUUUGAUAGCGGGGUCAGCCCCUUUUCCCUGGCAAUUCAGUUCAACCAAUUCAAGCAGUUUAAGGUUAUGGUUGAUGAAGAAGAAGAACAUCAUUCCUACGACUAUGGGAAUACAAAACUGCCACCCAAAAACAUAUUUGGAAAAGCACUGUAUACAUUCUACAUUGGCCAAAAUGACUUCACUCUCAACUUGACAUCACUGGGAAUAAGUGGAGUCAAGCAGUUUUUACCCGAAGUGGUUGGUCAGAUCGUUAAAACCAUCAAUGAUAUUUAUGCAUUGGGGGGCAGAACAUUUUUCAUCCUGAAUCUUGCACCAGUUGGAUGCUAUCCAGGGUUUCUGGUGAAGCUUCCUCACAACGCUUCUGACGUAGACCAGUUCGGCUGCCUCAAAUCCUACAAUAAUGCAGUGGUGGACUAUAACAACAUGUUGAAAGAUGCGCUGAGACAGACAAGGAAAAAUCUUAAGGAUGCAAAUGUGGUAUAUGUGGACACUCAUACUAUCCUCCUGGAGCUCUUCCAGCACCCCACAUCCCACGGGUUGAAGUUUGGAACAAAAGCUUGCUGCGGGUAUGGAGGAGGGGACUAUAACUUUAACAAGGAAGUGGUAUGUGGAAACACAAAAGUUGUGAAUGGACAGAAAGUGAGUGCAGAAGCUUGUGAGGAUCCAUACAACUAUGUGAGCUGGGAUGGAUUUCAUCUUACAGAUGCAGCAAACAAACUCACUGCACACGCCAUUUUCAAUGGCUCUUAUUUUGAUCCACCAUUUUCACUUCACCACUUCUGUGAUAUCGUCCAUCCUAUAGGCUAGCUAGCUAGCUCAAAACAAAAUAUAUAUAUAUAGUUCUUCCAUUUCUUGUGGAUUGUUGAUUGAUUAAUGGAAAAACA